Molecule: messenger RNA, 2817 nt
Organism: Adineta ricciae
Lineage: Eukaryota; Metazoa; Rotifera; Eurotatoria; Adinetida; Adinetidae
Source: the annotation of a GenBank genome assembly
AUGCCAAAAAAGACUCUUUUUCGCGUCGUUUAUUCGUCAAGUUCGGAUGAACAGCAUCCAGCGAGUGAACUGAAUCAUCAUGGGCCGUUAGUAAAUGGUUGGCAAAGUGCACGUUUUUGUCAAUAUCCUCAAGAAUUAGUUCUGCAGUUUGACAAUUAUGUUCGUCUUCGACGUGUUCAAUUGCUCGCUCAUCAGUAUUUAAUUGCGUCAAAGAUCGAGUUUUUCCUUGGAGAUUGCACUUCAGAUGAUAGCAUAACACUUGAAAAUGCACGUUAUACUCGUCUCGGAUAUAUAGAAUUGUCUGGUAAUGAACGAACAGAUUUCAAAGCACGAGAACUCAAGUCAAUACACGUCGAUGCAGAAGGAUUGUUCUUAAAAUUGAUUAUACAUAGAAAUUAUACCAAUCGAUUGAAUUUAUAUAAUCAAGUAAGCAUUGUUGCAAUUAAUUUACUCGGUGACGAUGUCGAUAAGCUGAAUGAGACGAGUGAAAGUCAACCAGAUACAAUACCAGCUCGUUCGGAUCAAAUCUCUAUCAUCGAUGAUCUAGCAUUCGCUAUGUACCAAGAUCCUGAAAUAGCUGCAAUUAUCAAAAAUCUCGAUCGGAAAAAGCGAGAGUGUGUUCAUGGUAUUACGAUAAAACAAAAGCGUGAUCUUUCUUUAUAUAAUGAUGCUUUACAAUGCCUAGAUGAAAGAUUUGAUCAAGCACGACGAUUCAAACAAGCGAUACAAGAACUAAUAAAAGUUGGCGAACGUCUCGCUCGAUACGAAGUUGAAAAACGUCAAGCUAUUGAAAGUGAAGAUUAUGACGUAGCACAAAUUAAGAAAGAUAAAAUGGAACUUUAUCGGACGGAAACUUAUAGACAGUUGCAAGUACUUAAUCUUCUCGAUAUCGUUAUUGAAAAUGGAAAAGGAACGGAUUUCUUGAAACGAUUACAAGACAUCAUAGAUAAUGAACAAGACCAGAAUAAUUUCUAUCAUGAGCCAUCUCGUGCAACCAAACGACAAAACUACGGACGAUCUCACCAUACUGUGCAAAAUCGACGUUCACCGGAAUCGAAUGUUUCUUAUGGCGCGCCACCAACCGUACCUGACUCCACAGCAUCUCCACAACCGAUUCAAACAAAUAUGACGCGUCGAACUGGUUACGUAUCGCCAGAUUAUCCUAAACCACGCACUCCUUAUGAAGAUAAAGUUAUUCCAACAUUAAGAAAUCGCAAUCGUACCGACGGUGGACAUACGCAAGGUUCAGUAGUGGCAAAUACAGAUGCGACAGGACUGACGAAUGAAGAAACCGAAAGUUUCUACGGUGGAACGAAUCCCGCACCAAAUGAUGAUGCUACAGCGGAACUGAAUCAAGCGGAAAUGAUUGAAGCAAAUCAAAUGAUGAUUGUAUUCGACAAACAAUUGAUCGGUAAACUCUAUCAUCGAAAUCAUGCACAACGUGAGGAAGCUCUAGAUGAAAUCUAUCAAAUCUUGAAAUCAUUCUCCGGCGAUCAAGAAGACGCUCGUGCCUAUUUACGUGCUGGUAGUUUCGUUGUAGCACGAAUGUUUCGUUUUGAUGUACUAGCAACAUUCUCUCAUUCCUUAAAACUUUUUCAUUUACUAAUGAACGAUUACGUACGCAAACAUUCCAUACAAAAACAAGAUAUUAUCACUAGUUUAGAACGUGUUCUGCCUGUUUUAUUGCAACGUACAGGCGAUUCCAAUGCUCGAUUAAGGCAACGCGCUCAAGAAGCGAUCAUCGAAUCAGCAUCCUAUCCGGAAUUGAAGCCACUACAUGUUAUACCGAACCAUUGUGUUACGCCAUUUAAUAAAACAUGCGCACCACGAUUAGCAAUAAGUCGAUGUGAACUUAUCGAAGAAUUGAUGAAAAUACUUGAUGUGAAAACGGGUGAAAAUGGUCUAAAUGUCGAUAAUGUUAGCAAAUUUUGUGCACAAGCACUUGAACACAAUGCCGGUGAAGUACGAGAAUUAGCAAUCAAAAUUUUACUAAAUUUAUACAAGAAUCAAGGAUCGAUUGUCAAACGUUACCUUCCACCGGACAAUGAUCAAACGCGCCGAGUUAAGAAAUAUCGUGAUAUUUUCGAAGCAUUCGAUCGAAUGGAUGGCAUAACAAAUAAUGACCAAUUGGAAACCGAAAGAAAAUCUGUCGGAGCGUCUGAAACAGGAAAACGUGAUAGUCAAAAGCAACAGCACACUGCUCGAGAACAGAAUAAAUCCUUCGAUGCGAAAUCGACUCGAAGUAAAUCUCGAACGCCUACACGUUUCGAUCGGAAAACGCCGACAACAAGUGUGGCUGAUGAAUCUGAAUUUACUCCAGAAAAUACGUGUAUAUUUUGUGGCGAGAAAAAUGAAGAUUUUAUACGCGAUGGUCUCGAACAACACUAUUGGUCUGCCUGUCCAAUGCUACGGCGAUGUCAAGAAUGCAAUCAGGUAGUAGAAGUCGCUAUUUAUGUCGAACAUUUGUUGCGCGAAUGUGAAAACAAAGGCAAAUAUCAACAAUGUCCUCGUUGUUCCGAAGCGAUUGGCAACGAUUUCGAUAUUCAUAUCAAACUCAAAGAAUGCCAUGAAACGAAGCCAAAUACAAGUCGGUGUCCGUUAUGUCAUAUGAACAUUCCUGAAGGUGAUGAAGCAUGGCGUAAUCAUUUAAUGGGCGCUGAUGGUUGUGUCAAAAAUGCACGACGAGUUUCUGAACUAAAACAAAGUGGACAUGCGUCUCAACAGAAAUCAGUCGUUGUUCCCACAACUCAAGUCAAUGCAAUGAAGAAAAGCACGACAACCACCGGACAGAAAAAGAUGUCAACGACUGUGAAAUAA